AUGGACAAUUUAAACUCCCCGGCAGAACCCCUCAGAACACUCAUAGACUCCGGAGCAACAUCAAACUUCAUCUCCCCCGUGGUUGAAAAAUUGAAAAUCCCAAAAACCCAACUCGAAAAUCCGCGAGUUGUGAGGAUGUUAGACGGUACUAUAUCACAGACUGGUCGCAUUUGGCACCAGGUUCACCUCACGAAGCCUCUUAUCAACUGGCAACAGGGAUUAGUCACAUUCCCUGAACAGAUACAGAUUGCCGAAGAGGAGGCAGACCCAGACCCCCUAGCAGACCUCCCCCCUCAAUACCAUGAGUUUGCUAGAGUAUUUGGCAAAGAAGAAUUUAAGGUCCUCCCCCACACAGGGAGUCCCAUAUACGGUAUGACGGACGCGGAAUCCAAGGCCCUCAAACAGCACAUCAAUGAAGAACUAGCCACGGGCAAGAUCCGCCCAGUACCUCAUCUGCUGGAGCCCCUGUCAUGUUUGUCAAAAAGGCCGAUGGUUCCCUUAGGCUUGUCAUGGAUUACGAAAGCUCAACAAAGUCACCCCCACAAAAACGUCUACCCACUCCCCAGACAGGAUGACCUCAUGGCUAAACUGCGGAACGCCAAGCUAUUCACGAAGUUAGAUCUCCGCUGGGGGUACAAUAAUGUGCGCAUCAAAGAAGGCGACGAAUGGAAAACGGCCUUUAGAACCAAAUAUGGCCUCUUCGAGCAUUGUUAUCUCCUCCGGCUUCUCAAUGGACCAGAAGAAAUAGAAGCCGUCACAACAUGGCCCACUCCCAAAACGGUCAAAACAGGUCAGGCCUUCCUAGGAUUCGUCAACUACCCCGCCGAUUCAUUCCCAAUUUUAGCUCCGUUGCACGUCCCCUGCAUAAUCUCACGGAAGGAAACCCCUUGGUCAUGGGGUAACCUAGGGGAAGAAGCAUUCCAGAAAUUGAAAGACAGACGCAUCAGGGUAGCUAUGGGAGCCAUACUGAGUCAACAAGGGGAGGACAACCGGCUUCACCCGAUUGCAUAUAUGUCCAAGUCCUUCUCAGGCGCUGAAGCUAACUAUGAUACGCACGACAAGGAACUUCUAGCUAUCAUUAAGGCAUUAGAAGAAUGGCGCAUUUUCCUGGAAGCAACAAAUAGACCAAUACAAGUCUUCACGGAUCAUAGGAACCUGGAAUAUUGGAUGCAGGCCCAAACCUUCAGAAGGUCCGAUUACGUAGAUACGCCUGCAGAACCAGAAGUCAUGUUACCAGCGGAAGUAUUUGCCAACACAUUGGAAGAGGAACUUGAAAUCGUCACGGAAAUCCGCACCAAACUCAGGGAUGACCCAUCACUAGAACCAUCAUCACAUUCCUGA
Rhizoctonia solani is the source of this 1341-nucleotide messenger RNA. RefSeq names its product Retrotransposable element Tf2 protein. Lineage: Eukaryota; Fungi; Basidiomycota; Agaricomycetes; Cantharellales; Ceratobasidiaceae. The transcript has 6 exons. The record is from RefSeq and is a predicted model, not a curated record. The coding region runs from base 1 to 1341 and encodes 446 amino acids.